AGUUGCCAGCUGGGGAAAGCAGGAAGAGUUUGUCAUACUGAUCAAUAUUGCGCUGCAUUUGGCCCCUCUCACUGCAAUAGAGGGGAUUUCCAACUACCCAUCAAAAAGCACUGGAUUUAAACGGAGCAUUAAACACAAAUCCCCUUGAUUCAUUGUCUCUUUAAGCUGGGAAUGCCCCAAAGAUCCAGGAACUGCUAAGACAUUUCUCCCAGACGUGAGGAAGAGGCCAGAAAAAACAUUGGCGAUCCCAGCGGCCAUGGCCUCAGCGGCUCCUGUACAGGGAAUCCAAGAGGAAACCAAGUGUCCCAUCUGCCUGGAGUAUCUAACGGACCCCGUGACCAUGGAUUGUGGGCACAACUUCUGCCAGGGCUGCAUCAGUAACUACUGUGACAAAUGGGAAGAAUAUGGCCCCCUGGAGUGUCCCGUCUGCAGACACCGGAUCCGGAAAGGGAACCUCCGGCACAACUGGCAGCUGGGGAACAUAGUAGGGAAAAUUAGACAACUGGAAUUAAAUCCUAGCAAAGAGAAUCUGUGUGAGACACACCAGGAGAACCUCGACCUGUUCUGCGAGGAGGACGGGGAAGCCGUGUGUGUGGCUUGUUGGAGAUCCCCGCAGCACAGAUCUCACAGAGUGCUGCUCAUGGAAGAGGCUGCUCAGAAAUACAAGGAUCAAAUUCGGCUCCAUUUGCAGAGCUUGAUGAAAGAGAGAGAUGAGAUCCCGGCCGUUAAACUGAGCGAGGAAAAGAGACUCCUGGAACUGCUGGAGAAAAUGGAAGACGAGAGGCAGAAGAUUGUAUCUGUAUUCAAGCAACUGCGCCAGUUUCUGGAGGACCAAGAGCGACUCCUGCUGGCCCAGUUGGAAAAGUUGGACAAGGCGAUUAGGAAGAGCCAGGAAGAAAACGCCACCAGCGUGUCUAAGGAGAUACCCCGUCUCAGCGAGCUGAUUGAUGAGAUGGAGGAGACGUGCCAGCAGCCGGCCAGCAAAUUCCUGCAGGACAUCAGAAGCACCUUGAGCAGGUGUGAGAAGGGGAAGGUCCAGCAGCCCGUGGAGAUGUCUUCGGAGCUGGAAAAGAGACUCGGAGAGUUGUCUCAGAAUAAUAGUGAUCUAACGGAGACUCUGAAGAAGUUCAAAGACACUCUGCCGUCUGAACUGGAGAAAAGAAGAAGGGAAUCCCUAGGAUUGCACAGACAGGUGAAUGUGACUCUGGAUCCAGACACGGCUCAUCCUGAACUCAUCGUGUCAGAGGACUGGAAAAGUGCAAGAUGGGGAUUCACAGAGGAGGAUCUACCCGACAAUCCGGAGCGAUUUGACAUUUUGCCCUGUGUGCUGGGCUGUGAGGGAUUCACCUCGGGGAGACAUUGCUGGGAGGUGGAGGUGGGGGGUGGGCGAUUCUGGGCCGUGGGGGUGGCCAGAGAGUCUGUGAGGAGGAAGGGAUGGAUCAGCCGUAGCCCUGAGGGGGGGAUCUGGGCUGUGGAGCGGUGUGGAGAUCAAUACCAGGCUCUCACCUCCCCUGAGACCCCCCUGCCCCUGAGCCAGGCCCCCAGCAGGAUCCGGGUUUCUCUGGACUGUGAACGGGGGCAGGUGACAUUUUUCGAUGCUGAGAACCAGGGCCCGAUCUUCACUUUCCCGCCCGCCUCUUUCACUGGGGAGAGAAGCCUACCCUGGCUCCAGGUGGGGAGAUCCCGGCUCAGACUGUGGCCCUAAGACACAGGGGGGAAAUAUCCCUCCUGGGGACCCUGAAGUCAGCCUCUCUAGCCUCAAACGUCCUCGUCUCCAUGACCCCGGCGCCUCCAUGGGGGACAAUGGAUCGUCAAACCAUAGAGAGGAAGCAGCGAUGGAGAUGGAGACAUCAGGUUUUCCCCCUCUAGACUCUGCAGCCUAUUUCUCACUAUCCUCCAUAGUCAGGAAAACUCUGGGAUCCCAGCUCAGGCACUGAGAUACUGGGGAAUAGCCUACCGGGAAUUAAAAGAUGGGUUUCUUUAGCCACCAUCAUCCUAGUCUCCAUGACCUUGGAGGACUCCUGUCUCCCCAUUCUCCUGGCCUCUCCUAUCUCUCACCCCCUGAAAGCUCAUCUCUCUCCUUGCCAGCACUAGGGGUGGGAAAGGGGUGGGUGAAGAACUACUGAAGCUGCAGGAAGAGCAGAGGGGCCCUGAGGGACAGGCCGAUAUGGGGGUUGCAGGGGUCACAGUGGGGUGUGGGGCAGAAUUGCA
This is a messenger RNA of Malaclemys terrapin pileata, 2211 nucleotides long. Its product is annotated as tripartite motif-containing protein 10-like. The coding region runs from base 257 to 1705 and encodes 482 amino acids. Gene Ontology annotation, molecular function: protein binding; zinc ion binding. The transcript is spliced from 9 exons. The record is from RefSeq and is a predicted model, not a curated record. Lineage: Eukaryota; Metazoa; Chordata; Testudines; Emydidae.